CCUGGAGUCCCUCUCUCCGCCCCUGUUGCCUGCCAGGACCGGACACGCUGCUGCACUUCAUCUCUUGGGGCGCUCUUCGCCUGGGCCAACGGUCGCAUCCUGUGAAACUCCGGUCAGCGGCCGUUUGGUGUUGAAUGUUCCCUACCAAGAGUGCAUGGCUGCGGAAGCUAGGCGCAGCGGGGCCCCGGGGGGUCGCCCUCCGGGAAGCGGUGAUGCUGUUGUUGUACCUGGUGCUGCCAACCGGGCACCUCUACAACCUGGACCCAGAGAGUGCUCUGCUGUACCAGGGGCCUUCCGGCACGCUGUUUGGCUACUCCGUGUUGCUGCACAGCCACGGGGCAAAGCGCUGGCUCAUCGUGGGAGCACCCACUGCCAACUGGCUCUCCAAUGCCUCGGUGGUCAAUCCUGGGGCCAUUUACAGAUGCAGGAUCGGAGAGAAUCCAGACCAGACCUGUGAACAGCUCCAGCUGGGUAGCCCCAGUGGAGAGAGCUGCGGGAGGACUUGCUUGGAAGAGAGAGAUAACCAGUGGCUGGGGGUAACGCUUUCCAGGCAGCCAGGUGAAAACGGAUCUAUUGUGACUUGUGGGCAUAGGUGGAAAAAUAUAUAUUACAUAAAGAAUGAAAACAAGCUCCCCACUGGCGUUUGCUACGGCUUGCCUUCUGAUUUGCGGACGGAGCUGAGUAAGAGGAUGGCCCCAUGUUACCAGGAUUAUGUGAGAAAAUUUGGAGAACAUUUUGCGUCGUGUCAAGCUGGAAUAUCUAGUUUCCACACUCAGGAUUUAAUCGUGAUGGGGGCCCCGGGAUCUUCUUACUGGACUGGCUCCGUCUUUGUCUACAAUAUAACUACAAACCAAUACAAGGCAUUUGUAGACAGACAGAAUCAAGUAAAAUUUGGAAGUUACUUAGGCUACUCAGUUGGAGCCGGUCAUUUUCAAAGUCCACAUACUAUGGAAGUCGUGGGAGGAGCCCCUCAACACGAACAGAUAGGAAAAGCAUAUAUACUCAGCAUUGAUGAAAGGGAACUGAACAUUAUAUAUGAAAUGAAAGGUAAAAAGCUUGGCUCAUACUUUGGAGCUUCUGUCUGUGUGGUGGACCUCAAUGCCGAUGGCUUCUCAGAUCUCCUUGUUGGGGCUCCCAUGCAGAGCACCAUCAGGGAGGAAGGGAGAGUAUUCGUGUACAUCAACUCUGGCUUGGGAGCUGUAAUGGAUGAAAUGGAAACAGUACUCUUCGGAAGUGACAAAUACGCUGCACGAUUUGGGGAAUCCAUAGCAAAUCUCGGUGACAUUGACAAUGAUGGCUUUGAAGAUGUUGCUAUUGGUGCGCCGCAGGAAAAUGACUUGCAAGGUGCUAUCUAUAUUUACAAUGGCCGAGUAGAUGGGAUCUCAUCCACUUACUCACAGAGAAUUGAAGGACUUCAAAUCAGCAAAUCACUAAGGAUGUUUGGGCAGUCUAUCUCAGGACAAAUUGACGCAGACAACAAUGGCUAUAUUGAUGUAGCGGUUGGUGCUUUUCAGUCUGAUUCUGCAGUGUUGCUAAGGACAAGGCCUGUAGUGAUUGUUGAAGCAUCUUUAAGCCAUCCUGAGUCAGUAAAUAGAACAAAAUUUGACUGUAUUGAGAAUGGACUUCCUUCUGUAUGCAUGGACCUAACACUGUGUUUCUCAUAUAAAGGCAAAGAGGUCCCAGGCUACAUCGUUUUGUUUUACAACGUGACCUUGGAUGUGCACAGGAAGGCAGAAUCUCCGUCAAGAUUUUACUUCUUCUCCAAUGGGACUUCUGACAUGAUCACAGGAAGCAUACGAGUUUCAAGCAAUGAAAGGAACUGUAGGACACACCAGGCAUUCAUGAGGAAAGAUGUGCGAGACAUCCUGACCCCUAUUCAGGUGGAGGCCACUUACCACCUCGGGCAUCAUAUGAUCACCAAACGAAACACAAAGGAAUUCCCCCCACUUCAGCCAAUCCUUCAGCAGAAGAAAGAAAAAGACAUGAUUAGAAAAACGAUAAAGUUUGCACGGUUUUGUGCCUAUGAAAAUUGUUCUGCUGAUCUUCAAGUUUCUGCAAAAAUUGGAUUUUUAAAGCCAUAUGAGAACAAGACCUAUCUUGCUGUUGGGAGCAUGAAGACCAUAAUGCUAAAUGUGUCCCUGUUCAAUGCUGGAGAUGAUGCUUACGAAACCACGCUGAACAUCCAGCUCCCCACAGGCCUUUACUUCAUUAAGAUCCUAGACCUGGAAGAGAAACAAAUAAACUGCAAAGUGACAGAGAUCUCAGGCAUAGUGAACCUUGCCUGCAGCCUUGGUUAUAUUUAUAUGGAUCGUCUGUCAAGAAUAGAUAUUAGCUUUCUCCUGGAUGUGAGUUCCCUCAGCAGGGCACAUGAGGACCUCAGCAUCACCAUGCACGCCUCCUGUGAAAAUGAAGGUGAAAUGGACAAAGUGAAGGAUAACAACGUGACCUUAGCGAUCCCUCUGCGGUAUGAGGUCAUGCUGACUGUGCACGGGGUUGUGAACCCAACUUCAUUUGUGUAUGGAUCAAGUGAAGAAAAUGAGCCAGAAACGUGCAUGGCAGAGAAGCUGAACCUCACUUUCCAUGUUAUAAACACUGGUAUUAGCAUAGCUCCAAAUGUUAGUGUGGAAAUCAUGGUGCCAAAUUCUUUUCUGCCUCAAAAUGAUAAGUUGUUCAACGUUUUAGAUGUCCAGGCAACUACUGGGCAAUGCCAUUUCAAACACUAUGAAAGAGACUGUACAUCCCAACAGCAAAAGGGUGUGGCAGAGACUUUGACAGAUAUACUCAAGUUCUUAUCAAAGACUGAUAAGAGACUCUUGUAUUGCAUGAAAGCUGAUCGCCACUGUUUAGAUUUCUUAUGCAAUUUCGGAAAAAUGGAAAGUGGGAAAGAAGCCAGUGUUCGCAUUGAGCUGGAAGGCAGGCCAGCUAUCUUGGAAAUGGAUGAAACUUCAUCACUCAAGUUUGAAAUAAAAGCAACAGCUUUUCCAGAGCCACACCCAAAAGUUAUUGAACUAAAUAAGGAUGAGAACAUUGCCCAUGUUUUCUUGGAAGGGCUCCAUCAUCAAAGACCCAAGCGGCAUUUCACUGUUGUGAUUAUGACCAGCAGCUUGCUUCUAGGACUUGCUGUGCUUUUAUUAAUUUCAUGCGUGAUGUGGAAGGCUGGGUUCUUUAAAAGACAGUACAAAUCUAUUCUACAAGAAGAAAAUAGGAGAGACAGCUGGAGUUACGUCAACAGCAAAAGCGAUGAUGACUAAAGACUUUUAAAUGGAAAGAAGUGAAAAUAAGACUCAGGGGAAAUCUUCAAGAAAGAAAAUAUGCAAAAUAUUUUCAGCAUCCAAAUGAAUGAAGGGAGGAAAAACACUAAAGUUCUUGAUUUACUCAAGAAAUGUGAACUUG
This is a messenger RNA of Acomys russatus (golden spiny mouse), 3393 nucleotides long. RefSeq names its product integrin subunit alpha 4 (gene Itga4). The record is from RefSeq and is a predicted model, not a curated record. Gene Ontology annotation, cellular component: external side of plasma membrane; integrin complex. Gene Ontology annotation, molecular function: integrin binding. NCBI's taxonomy places the organism in Eukaryota, Metazoa, Chordata, Mammalia, Rodentia, Muridae. Gene Ontology annotation, biological process: integrin-mediated signaling pathway; cell-matrix adhesion; cell-cell adhesion.